Diorhabda carinulata is the source of this 1804-nucleotide messenger RNA. RefSeq lists its product as uncharacterized. The record is from RefSeq and is a predicted model, not a curated record. Lineage: Eukaryota; Metazoa; Arthropoda; Insecta; Coleoptera; Chrysomelidae. Bases 133 to 1704 code for a protein of 523 amino acids. The transcript is spliced from 10 exons.
AAACUCCACCAACAAUUAGAUGAAUUUAUAUAAACAGCAGAACCACAUGAAUCAAUAAAAAGAAAGAUUGUAAACUUGCAUUUACUAGUAUCGGGUUGUGUCAAAUUUUAAAUUUUUGGCGUCGGCAACAAAAUGAAAAAUUUAAUUUUUUUCGUAGCGUUUAUUUGUCAAUUGGUGUGCGGAGCGAAAUAUCAAUAUCCGAAUUAUCUAAAAGCCUUUAUAUGUAAGAAAUCAGAUCCGGAUUACAACAGAUGUUUAUUGGAAGAAUUCAAAAAAAUUACUCCCUAUUACGUAAAGGGUGUGCCAGAAUUAGGGGUGGAAUCGAUUGAUCCGUACGUCGUACCUUUUUAUUCGAUAAACGCAACUGUCAUGGGAUUGGGACAGUUCAAAGUUGAUUUUAAAGAUGGGGUAGUCAAAGGAUUGGGAGAUAUAAUUUUCCAUAGUGUAAAAGCGGAUCUUGAAGCUAAUUCAAUAGAAAUUAGUGCCACUCUUCCUCGAUUAGAUAUCGACACGAAGCUCAAUGUAGCUGGGAAGUUAUUCAGUAAUCCUAUCAACGUUCCGUUACAUUUCAACGGAAAUAUAACCGAUGUGCAGGUGCUAUUCAGAAGCAAUGCAGAAAAAGUGAAAAAAAAUGGCAAAGAGUUUUUCCAAAUUUCUAAAAUUGCUACGAAAGUGUCCAUAGGUGACGGUAACAUCAGAUUGGAUACACCGAAUAAGAAUGCCGAAGAAAUGGUGAAAUCUAUUGAAAGUGUUUUUAACGAAAAUCCUAGAGAUGCCUUUAACAUGAUGUCCCCAGUUGUAUUGGAAUACGCACAAGAUUUUAUGAAAAAAAUUUUCAACCAAUGGAUAAGUACACUUUCCGUUUCCGAAUGGCUUCCUGAAUCAAAAUGCUAUACGGUUGUUUAUGAAAACGGAAAGAAGUUGAGUAGUGCAUCGAAAAUAAUGAAUACUUUGACGGUGUUAUUUUCUUUAAGUUCCUUAUUAUUUCAGUUGACGUUUGGUAAAAGUUUACAAUUACCGGAUUACCUCCAAAAAUACAGCUGUGUAAAAUCAGAUCCGGAUUACGAAAAAUGUAUUCUGGAAGGUUUUUUAGCUACCAAACCCUUCUUUUUGGAAGGUAUACCUGAAUUAAACGUACCCUCAAUGGAUCCUUACAAAGUAGAUGCUUUCGCUGUGAAUAGCAGUGUCGAAAAUUUGAUAAAAAUAGAUGCUGUUUGUCGUAACGCCGUGGUGACAGGCCUCAGUACAACUAUUAUUGAUUAUUUGAAAGCUGAUCCAAUAAAACACUAUGGCGAAAUAAAAUUGACAAUACCGUGGAUGUACGCCGAAAUGGAUUACGAUGUAAAAGGACAACUGCUUGUUAUUCCUUUGGAAAGCAGAGGACACUUUCAAGGAAAUUUCACUGAUACUAAAGCACAAAUCAAAGGUAGUUUGAAGAUGUACACUAAAGACGGAGUUGAUUAUUUCAAGGUCAACAAGUUGGCGUUGAAAGUGAGAAUUGGUGAUGGAUACGUUAAACUUACGUCCAAAGACAAAGAGCUUCAAUACGCAGCCGAUCUUAUAUCGAAUUUCUUCAACGAAAAUCCUCGACAAGUUUUGGACGCUAUCAAUCCUUUGUUCAUCCAAUACGCAGAGGUGUACGCCAGGAAAGAAAUGGAUCGUAUUUUGGCGACGGUACCCGCAUCAGCUUGGUUGCCAGAAUAAACUAUAUCGUAUACUUAUUUGGUGGGGCGUUACUAGUCUUUUCUAAUUUUUUUAAUGUUGUAAAAUGAUAUUUCUUUUUAAUAAAUUUGUAAUAGAAUAA